Molecule: messenger RNA, 2160 nt
Organism: Stylonychia lemnae
Lineage: Eukaryota; Ciliophora; Spirotrichea; Sporadotrichida; Oxytrichidae
Source: the annotation of a GenBank genome assembly
AUGGGAAGAGGAAGAACAUUAUUAGGAAAAAGAGCAAGAAGAGAAAAAGAAAAGGCUGAAAGAUUGCCUGAUGGAAUAAGAAGAGGUAGACCAAGAAACAAUGAGGGAGACAGUGGAAGUGAAUAUUAUGAGCCAGAUUACAAUGAAAAUGGAGUAGAUUUUAUGAACGAAGUAAUUAUGAAUGGCCUCAAGCAGUAGACUUACAAGGAAAUGUUUAAGUAAAGGAUUUAAGAUGGGCCAAAAUAGAAAAAGGACUAUGAAGGGAUGAUUUCUAACUCUGUAGAGGAGAAAACUGAGACUAAAAGUACAGUUAAACCCAAAUCUAAAGUGAAAAUAGUUGAUCCUAAUGUACUAAGUGAUGAAGAUGAAAAAUUCGAGUUCAAGAGUCCCCCUAGCUAACAAGCAUUCAAAGGAGAUAAAUUGACAUAAGAUGAUAAUUUGACAUUUGCGGAUAUUAAAAAGCCUGUAAAGAUCCCAUCACAUCAAGUUAAGAUCAAUCCCUCUAUUUUGAAGAGCUCGGUUAAGACGAAUCCUUAAAAAUAAGUUCAUUUUAGUAACAGCGUUAAUACUAAUAAUUCAAAAUUCAGCUAAGUAUAGUUCAAAAGUAAGUUUGAAUCUGAUGAAAAAGAAAAAGACUUAGAUCCUUUCAAGGAUAGACUUAAAGCAUAAUUUGGUACCAUAUUUGAAGAUAAUGAUUCAGUAUCAAAUUGUGACAACUCUGAAAGUAGUAGCAGUCAAUAGUCAAAUGUAUCAAGUUCUAGCUCCUCAGACAACAGUAAACGUAAAAAUGGCAAAAAGAAAGGAGGAAACAAUAGUUCCUAAGAUAAGGUUACUAAAGACUAUAAGAUACUGAUCAUGAAGGCAGGCAAAUCAUUAAACUAUUCAAAAGACUCUAAGUCAAUUAGUAAAGAUACUGUUAGGCAUUAUAUUUCUAAAGCUAUGGGAUAUUAUAGGUUAUACAUGCUUAUAGCCGAUUGCCAUAUUGAUUUAUGCCCAAGAUAGUAUGAGCAUGAUAUGAAAGGCAAGCAUCUGGCAAAAGCUUGCGAAUGUCUAAAGAGUGCUCUUGAUUUGAGCAAUGAGUUUGAUAAAAUAAUUAUAAAUGAGAUGCAGUAAAAAGUAACACAAUUAGUCUAAAAGCAGUUAAUAGAUAAAAUUGAAGAUUCAGAGUUUUUAUGCACACUUUUUGAGAUGAUAUUCUCAAAUAUUCAUAAGAAGCUAGUUAGACUAACAAAUUUUGUAGGAUCAGAACUCUACUCUGUAUACUACAAGAUUGCCAGUGAAAUUGCUGAUUGUCGUGGUGAUCUUGAAAAUGCCUAAAGGUAUUUGGAGUAGUGUAAAUCAAUAAGUUAAACAAUUGGAAUUUAAGAUAAUUAGAUCAUUGAAUUGAAACUUGAGGAGAUAUCUAAAAUGAAAAGACGCAAAGCUAAGGAAAGAGAUGUAGUUGAAGCAAAGAAUUGUGCCUAGCUAGGAAACAUCUACGCAUAAGGUGGUAAAAUCAAAGAAGCUAUGGAGCAGUAUCGACUUUCACUUAAAAUUUGCCAUGAUAGAGAUCCUGAAACUGAGUCAAUCUGCCACUUCAAGCUAGGAAGAAUAAUCCUGCAUAAUGGGCAUACCUAAAAGGACCUUGACUAAGCUAAAAGUCAUUUUAUAAACUUUCAAGUAUAAGCAUAAAUGAUUAAGGAUAAAAGUGAGAGCAUUCAGAAAAAAUGUCUUGAAGCAAAAUAAAUGUUAGAUCAAAUUUAACAAAUAAUCAAAUCAAGGAAUCCUUAGUCACAAUAAUAAUAAUAAUAAUAAAGCAAAGAAUCAAAUGGUAAGUGUAAAGUUUAAGAAAAUGUAAAAAAUGGGGGAGAAAAAAAAUAAUAAACAUUUAAAAAGACUUGGAUCUAGAAAUUUGACUAUAAAAAGAUUUUAGUUGAUUUAGAAGAUCAAGCUAAAAAGACAAUUUUCGAGUUUCUAAAAUUCAUAAAAAAUACCUUUAAGGAUAAAGUUGGUGAUAUCGAGUUAGUGUAGAAGUAUGUCGAGCCUACAAAAGUUAGAAAGCAGAUUCUAAAAUUUAUCCAAAUAUUUCACCCAGAUAAGUAAGCAUCAGAGGAGUAGGAAUUCCAGAGUGUAGCAGAAGAAAUAACAAAGCAUUUGAAUGCACAAUUGAAAUUUUAUUGA